Molecule: messenger RNA, 6465 nt
Organism: Gryllus bimaculatus (two-spotted cricket)
Lineage: Eukaryota; Metazoa; Arthropoda; Insecta; Orthoptera; Gryllidae
Source: the annotation of a GenBank genome assembly
UUCAAGUUUGAACAUUGACCGUAAUACCGCCAUUUCACUUUCGAUAUUUAUUAUAUCGAUUAAGCAAUCGAUCUUUCCAAGGUGUAUGUAGAUGGAUUGGUGGAUGUGUGGAAUUGGUGCUGAUUGGUGGUUGUGGAUCUUCCAUUAGAAUUUUGCAGUAUUUUGUAUUACUCAGGUUGUGUUGAUUGAGAUCACGAUGCCGAGCAAGAAGAAGAAAUAUAAUGCCCGUUUUCCCGCGGGUCGCAUUAAGAAAAUCAUGCAGACCGAUGAUGAAGUGGGAAAGGUGGCACAAGCUGUUCCUGUUAUUAUCUAUAUCCUUUUCAACUUUUGCUUCACUUAUGAUUUGUGUUACUAAACUCUUGAGUUAUUUGUAGAGUCACUUUUAACCAAAGCUCAAGAGAUAACCAGUGCAAAGAAUGCCAAAACAUUGAGUCCAUCACAUAUGAAGCAGUGUAUCCUCUCAGAAAGUCGUUUCGAUUUUCUGAAGGAGUUAGUUGCAAGUCUCCCUGAUGUUGUGACAAGUGACUAUGAUGAAGCAGUUAUGUCACCUCAAAUUGGGAGCACAAACUCGAGUGACGGACCACGUUCAUACUCGCGGAGAGUGGAAAAGCAGACUCCUAAUCCUGUACCUGCAAAGGAAGCUCCUGAUGGCUCUCUAAGGGCAAGUUUCGCAACAACGUCAUCUACUGUUGUUGCUGAUUUUUACAAAGAAACGUUGAAUAACACCAACUCCAGUGGCAGUGUGAGUAGUGGUUUUAACAACGCUAAAGAUCUUGUGCCAAAUGAGAGUGAGGACUUGGAUGAAGAUUACGAUACAACAUAGUGUGCUAUCACCGUAUUCACUGCAGUCUUUGUACUAUUAGACAGUGUUCCAAUCCUCUCCGUUUAAUGUGAGUGUAGAGGCAUUAUGAAUUAAUGCUUCCUCAUGGUUUAUGCGUGGAGUCACGCAAAUUGAUGAGAAUAUGGUGUAUGGAAUGAUGACUUGUGUGGAAUGGAAGAAAUGUGGUAAAUACAUUUUUGCUUUUUAAUUUCAUUGUAGGUCUGUCUAGGAUGAUCAAGUGACAAUUGAGAAUGAACUCUUCUUUUUAAUUGUAAAUUCAUUUGUACAAUGAAAAAUUCAUGUUAAUGUCAUUUAUUAAGAAUUGAGACAUUUAUUGCCUCACCACUGGCGUAACAAAGGUGAAGUUAAUUUCAGGUUUUUAUGACAACGUCAUUCUCUUGAAAUAGACCUUUCUCCUUUGUACCAUGAACUGAGGUAAAACCGAUCAUUUAUUUGUGUUUUGUGUGUAUAACCUAUGAAAAUAUACACAAAUACUCUCAUAUUUCUUAUAUAGAAUGUAUAAAAUGUGUAACUUUUCAUUUAAUUAUUAUUAUAUUUUUAGCAACUCUUGAAGUAGGUUUUCUGCCAUCUCACAAUUUUGGAAUGGUUGAAAUUAUCUUGCAUUGGAGGUAAAAUUGAUGCAGCAUCUCUUCAUUCUCACCUAUCCUAACAGAAAGUUCUCGGUGUCAACUGAAGAAAUGCUGUACCCAUUCUGAACUGAGCCAAUUGUCCUUAAAACUGUUUCUCAAGUUUACCAGAACGAUUUUUAUUUCCUGAAACAUUAUGGCUUUUCAAUGGAAAACCCAUUUUAUUGUGGACUGCCCUAAUUAAGUAUUCCAAGUAAUAAUUUUGUUUCCUGUGGGACAAUGUUCAUUUUUAUGAAUUCUUGAUUUGCUCUGCAAAAAAAAUCUUCAUACAUUUAUAUGUAUCAGGGAAAUAGAAAUUUUAUUAUGGAAUAUAGAAAGCAUGAUCCCAAUCAGACUAGUCUACAACCCCCAUCUACACAAAAAAAUAUUUCAUUUUCAUCUAACACUCAGUAUUUUAAUAGUUUGUUUCAUUCCUUCCAAAAAAAUUAAUCUUGAUGCAAAUGAUCUGAUUUAUCCCCGCUGGUCGGUUUUACCUCAUUUCAUAGAAUCUGUUCUUAUUAAAAUCAAAAUAUCACAUAAACGUUUGAAAAAAACUGAUAGCUUAAGUUACAAUAUAUAAUUACUGGAAGGCAAAUUAACUGAGUUCACAGUUAUUGUCUGUAACUGAACCAUCUUCAUGUAAGUUGUGUAUGGUGAAUGUACAUAAAUGUAUACAAAGCUCUAAGAACUUACUUAUGAGGUAAAGUUGAAAUCAGAAGAACUACUGGAGAACCAUCUACAGAGAAUGAUGUAGAACAUACUCCCUUAUAGUACAAAGGUCACACAAUUGAUGUAAAAAAAAGUAGAAAGUAGACUUGGAACCAAUUUAAUAUAUUUGCAUGAUAAAGGAAUCAAUGUUAAAUGAUCUAGAAAAUUCAUAAAAUUGCUUAGGUUAAAGUUGUCAUCAAUUAUUUCUUUGUACAUUGAACCUGUAUUCCCAUGCUGCCAAAAUCUAAGAUUCAUUUAAAAUUUGUUAAUUACAAAUAUAGUUGAAUCUUUUCAUUGCAUUUGUUAAUAUCCUUGGAUUUGAUUUUUUUUUCUGAAGGCUCAUCUUUCUUUGAAUGUUUCUUAAUACCCAUUCUUUUUUUUUAUAUUUCAUUUUUUUACUUAAUUUAUUACUUAUUUCAAAGCACUGAAUGUAUUUCAGGUAAUUGAUCAUAAUUCAUUCUUGAAAUAAUUCACAAAUGCUGCUGUAAUAUAUUGCAAUAUUUUUACCAAAUAAGUAAGUCAUACUGAUUGCCAUAAACAAUUUUUUGAAGUAUUAAUUUCAUAAAUUGUCCUGGAGUGAAUUUGAGGGUUGUUUAAUACGAUUUUAUUUGUAGAAAGAUUUAUAUAUUUUGAUAUGUUUAACAAGAAAAUUCAACAAAAAGUGGAGAUGAAGGUGAGCACUUUACCUGAUUAUUGAGCAAGAUAAGGUGUUGACCAUCAGAUUGAACAGCUUUGUGAGACAUUCCAGUGGUAGGAUGGGGAGGGAAGAAAGUAGAAGGAACGAGGCUGCACAUUUUAAAGAUGGUAUAAAGUCUUUUGUUUCUUCUCCAUUUAAAAUUCUAAAUGAUCAGUCUGCAGUUGUUAUCGUAAUAGUUAAAAAAAAUAUUUAUGUUUUACCCUAAUAUUAUGAUAAUGGUAUAAAGAAUGAACAUGGUCUAUCAUAAUUUUCAUGAUUAGUGACAGUUUAGAUUUGUGUCUAAAUGUCAUGCACUGUAGAGGAUCAAAAGAGGGAAAAUGAUUUCAAAUGCAAAUUUAGACAUUUAUUUGGGAUAUUUUGAGCAAUAUUUGACUUUUGGUGACCCAAAGACUUGUGAUAUUUGUUGGGCACUUUAGAUCCAUUGAAAAUUAUAAAUGAGAAAUAGUCUUUUUGUUACCUAGACUAUUACGAAACUAAAUGUUUCAAUUGGAUAAUUUUUAAAUAUUCUUGAAUUGGUAAGUCCAUGGAAAAUGAUACCUUAGAUGCAAAUUAGGUUUUUAAUAGUGACACUGAACAUCAAUUGAUAGCAAAUAUAAUAUUUUUAUAUUUGUAAUGUUUCUAAGCAAGCCCAAGAUUGUGUGAAGCGAUUUUGUAAAUAAAACAAAACGAGGAUUCUUAAGACUGAAACAUAUUCUGAAACAAAUAUAUUUGAACAGAUAUUAAGAAACAAAAUUUUUUUUAAAGAAACAAGAUUUAAUACCUGUCCAAAGUUAGAAUUUGUUUGCUUUGUGACCAUUGAAAGUCAAAUGCAUUGCACAAUUAAAUUAUGCCAAAAAUAGAUGUUAUUGAUGUUACAUUCUUUUUUCUUAGUGUCAAAUCAUUUAGUUAUAACAAAAUCCAUGUCGUCAAUAGUUUUGUCUUUGUUUUUAAGUUUAAAAAAACACUACAAUGUACAUUUUAUUAACGUACUAUAGUCAUGGGCCUACCAAUGAUAUUUUUGCUUUCUUAGAAUAAGUAAUUGUAGAAUUUCAUGAAAUAGUACUGCUGAUGUGGAAAUAUUCAUGUUUUGUACAAUUACAUUCCACUUUUUUGAAGAGUGUUUUUAAAUGAACUUUCAACAUGUUAGUGAUCAGAAAGCUUAUUUUUUAAUUCCUUGAUGUGGUAAUUUGUGUGUAACUGGUUUUGAGAACUGUUAGAGAGUUGUUUAGUCGUGGCAUAUUAUGAAAAUGUUGGUUUUAAGGACUUUUUUUUUAAAAAAAAAUUGUUUAAAAAAGCAACAAACUAUUGAGAUAUGCUCAAGUACAUAUUCAUAUUUCAGUCUCAAUAUACUUGAGUAAUGCAAAUUUCCUAGCCUGAAAAAAUAUUUUGAAUAUGAGAGCAACAAAUUACCUCAAGCAUAAUGAAACAAAAUUGAAUUCCGCCUCUUUAAUACCUACGAAUAGUUUAAUACUAAUAUUCAGUUUAUAAUGAAUCCCUAUUAAACUAUGUACAAAUAUGAAAAUUGCCUAGAUGAAACUGCAGUUCUGCACUGUUUUUGCUGAAGACACCUUAAGAUGAGAUGAAGUUCCAUGGAAGGCACUAAAUGUCUCAAAACAAGUUCAUCUUCUAAUUUAACCUAUCUGCUGUUCAUAUAAGGUGCUUUAAAUUUUUGUGUUCAGUAUUUUAUUAGAGUGCUAAGUCCAUUUUGAUUGCAAAUAAUUAAAUAAUUUAGUUAAAUAAUGCAAAUAUAGCAAUGUAUUAUUUAUUGUAGUCAGAAAUGCACAUAUUCCUUUUGGAAUAUUAUUACAAAACAUAGUUAUAUUCUUUAUGUACUUGUUGUCUUAGAAGUACAUUUUGUAGCAAUAUACUUUUCGUACAAUUUCUUAAUAUUUUAUCAUAAAUUCCAGUUGGACUAAUAAUGGAAUUUUUAGUUUUGAAUAUGUAUGUAUAUUAAAAAUAGCAGAGAAUAUUUGAAAAAUAUUUAUUACUGUCUCUUUCCCAGUUAACCUCAAAGAAAGAGAAUCAGAAGAGAAAAAUGUGUCACAGUAAAGGUUAUGUAACUGUGUAAUAAGAGCUUGACUAACUCAUUUGGCCUUUUUCCUCUGUCUUAUCUAUUAAUAGUAUUGAACUGAAACUACUCUCCAAAGAAACUGAAAAUUAAAUAUAGGAGAUAAUGUAAAUUGUAGUUCUUGGACACUUAAAUGAUGUAAAACAACUUUUUGAAAGGAAGAGUAGUGAAAGGCAAAUUCAGUGUUUCAGACAUCCUAAAUUUAUUUAUUGUAUUAUUAUUAUUUACUUGAUAAAUUUAAACUGCAUGAAGAUCAGAGCGAAUUGUUAUGUCAGAUACUUUCAAUUGUCAUUUCCACAGAAUAUAAUUUUCUUAAUUCGAAGUUCCUCUAACAAAUCAGCUUUGUUUAAUUUGCGAUACAUUCAAGUUGCCUUGACAAUUACCUGUAGAAUUUUGCAACAAAGAUCUUUCUUCACUAUAUACUGAAACCAAGGAACAUGUACCAUCCAUAAUUUGAUAGAAAGUUUUGUAUCAGUAUUGCACUAAGAAGAAAUGCUAUUGGUCAGUUUUUGAUCUUUUCAUUCAUUUCUUAGCAUAAACUUGGCUUAGUUGAAUUUUGAAACUUUGAGAUUUAAUUUUUACAUUUUACUUUUACAACAUUGACUCUGAAAGCGUGUGUCGGGGGGGGGGGGGCAUGACCCAUUGAGUCAUGUGUAUCAGAACAUUCCUGAGGACUUGGUGCUCUAGGAAGAUUUGAAUUUUAUUGUCAUAGUUGCAUUGUGUGAUUUGUGACAUAAGAUAUCGUUUAAGAUGAGCUCAGGGGAAAAAUGCAAACUGAUAUUUAAUGGUUAAAUUAAAUAUGGGUUUAUUUGCAUGCUUUAAGGAUCGAACAUCCGCAGUGUGUUGUUUGCUUUGAAGGAUUGAGCAAUGAUGCCAUGAAACCUAGUCAUCGUGAACGACGUUUGUCAACAGAACAUGCUUCUGUUAAAGACAGGCCAUAGGACUUUUUUGCUGCUAAGUUUGCACAUUUAAAUUGCAUUAAAUUGGAUAGUAUUGGAUCUUGGUUGAAUUAUCUGAAAAAGUGCUUGAAGCAUCAUAUGAGCUACCUCUUCUUAUAACUAGGCAAAAGAAAAGUCAUAUUAUUUGAGAGACACUUGUUAAACUAUGCCUGUUGAAGCCAGCUAAUGUUGUUCUUGGAAGACAUAGUACCAACAAAUUAUCACAAAUAACAUUAUCUGGCCCUGUGAAAUUCUGCAUUGAUGAUAUGGCCAAAAACAUCAACUAGACGGGCUUCAACAGCACAUGCUUUCUCGUUAUUGGAAUCGGCUAUGUAAUAUUGAAAUAUUGAAUUUUCUGUGCUACUAACACCUCAGCUAUUACUUGAAAGCGUACAAUUCAAACAAAGCGCCUGUGAUGCAUAUCUUCAUUCAUUUUGAUAGUCAGGAGCAGGAAUAAAUUUGAAUGAUACGGUAUACAGAAGCAAAAGUUUAUGGGUUAGUAGUGUAGUUAAUCAUAUACAGUUCUUAAAUAAUUGAGAGUAAUAAAUCAAUUAAAUUACUAAUGUUCUACUAUAUGUAAUAUUAAUUUAAGUUAUUACCGCCUUAUUAUAUAUUGACACUGCCUCAAA